Molecule: messenger RNA, 1680 nt
Organism: Vanderwaltozyma polyspora DSM 70294
Lineage: Eukaryota; Fungi; Ascomycota; Saccharomycetes; Saccharomycetales; Saccharomycetaceae
Gene: MLS1
Product: malate synthase MLS1
Exons: 1
Coding region: 1-1680 (559 amino acids)
Biological process (GO): glyoxylate cycle
Cellular component (GO): cytoplasm; peroxisomal matrix
Molecular function (GO): malate synthase activity
Source: RefSeq, a predicted model, not a curated record
AUGGUCAAAAUUAGUUUGGAUAACGUUAAAUUAAUGGUGGAUACCAACGAAAACAAACCAAGAUUCUCCCCUUAUUCAAACACAAAAGUUAAUGAUAUCUUAUCUAUUGAAUGUUUGAAAUUCAUUGUUCUAUUACAUAGAACCUUCAAUGCAAGAAGAAAACUACUAUUGUCAAAUAGACAAAUCUUACAAAAAAAAUUGGAUUCUGGGGUUUACCAAAUGGACUUCUUGGAAGAAACUGAAUACAUCAGAAAUGAUCCAAAUUGGACAGGUCCAACUUCAAUUGCUCCAGGUUUGAUCGACAGAUCUGUAGAAAUCACAGGUCCUCCUUUAAGAAACAUGUUGAUAAAUGCUUUGAACGCAGAAUAUGUCAAUACUUAUAUGUGUGAUUUCGAAGAUUCUUUAUCUCCAACUUGGGAAAAUAUUAUCUAUGGUCAAGUGAAUUUAUUCGAUGCUAUCAGAAAUAGUAUUGAUUUUAAAACAGUAAAUGGUAAACAAUACGCUUUAAAAGAUGACAUAAGAAAUUUACCUACUUUGAUCAUUAGACCAAGAGGUUGGCAUAUGGUCGAAAAACAUUUAUACAUUGACGAUGAACCAAUUAGUGCUUCAAUCUUCGAUUUCGGUGUUUUCUUCUUCAACAAUGCUCAUAAAUUAUUGGAAAUUGGUAAAGGUCCAUACUUCUAUCUACCAAAAAUGGAACACCACCUAGAGGCAAAAUUAUGGAACGACAUCUUUAACGUUGCUCAAGAUUACUUGAACAUCCCAAGAGGUACCAUUAGAGCAACCGUUUUAAUUGAAACUUUACCUGCUGCAUUCCAAAUGGAAGAAAUUAUCUACCAAUUAAGAAAUCAUUCUUCAGGUUUGAACUGUGGUCGUUGGGAUUACAUCUUCUCUACAAUUAAAAGAUUGAGAAACUUGCCACAACAUAUUUUACCAGAUAGAGAUCAAGUCACCAUGACAUCUCCAUUCAUGGAUGCCUAUGUUAAAAGAUUGAUCAAUACCUGUCACCGUCGUGGUGUUCACGCUAUGGGUGGUAUGGCAGCACAAAUUCCAAUUAAAAAUGAUGUCAAGGCAAAUGAAUUGGCAAUGCAAAAAGUUCGUAAUGAUAAAAUCAGAGAAUUGACUAACGGUCAUGAUGGUUCUUGGGUUGCUCAUCCUGCUUUGGCUCCAAUCUGUCAUGAAAUUUUUGUUAAUAUGGGUACUCCAAAUCAAAUUCAUUACAUUCCAGACGUUCAAUUGCCAACAGCAAAGGAUUUAACAAAUACAAAUAUUGUUAAUGCUGCAGUUACAACACAUGGUAUCAGACAAAACUUAGAUAUUGGUUUACAAUAUAUGGAAGCUUGGUUAAGAGGUUCUGGUUGUGUACCAAUUAAUAGUUUAAUGGAGGAUGCUGCUACUGCAGAAGUAUCACGUUGUCAAUUGCAUCAAUGGGUUAAACACUCUGUUGUUUUAAGUGACACUGGUGAAACAGUAACUCCAGAUUUGACUGCAAGAAUUUUGAAAGAACAAGUGCAAGCAUUGAGUGCAAAGAGUCCUGUCGGUAACCAAAACAAAUAUGAAUUAGCUGCAAAAUAUUUCUUGCCAGAAAUUACAGGGGAAUCAUUUAGUGAAUUUUUAACUACUUUGUUAUAUGAUGAAAUUGUUACUCAACAAUCACCAAUUGAUUUAAGCAAAUUAUAA